UCCACUAUCACGUACCAGUUUAUCAUCUAUAUCAUUCUUGGAUUGCAAACUAUACAUAGCUGUUAGCAAAACCGCGUGUUUAAUUACAGUCAGAGAAAUCCAGAGUUUUCUUAUUUUCCUCCCUUGGUGACAGAUAUUUGUUAUUGUCAAUACCCCCAUUUCCUGGUGGUAACGGACAAACUAUGUAAGCAAAUAGAGGGCUGCGCUCAAGAUAAUAAAUAUUAGAAUAAAAGAAGCGCUUUUAUUUUCCAUAUGACAAAAUGUCGGUGGCGUUUUCAUCGGCGCGCCCCAGGAGUAAAGGGGAUGUGACACAGCAAACGAUUCAAAAGAUGCUGGAUGAAAACCAUCAUUUAAUACAAUGCAUAAUGGAUUACCAAAGCAAAGGCAAGACAGCUGAAUGCACACAGUAUCAGCAGAUCCUGCACAGAAAUCUGGUUUAUUUGGCCACAAUAGCAGAUUCAAAUCAGAACAUGCAGACACUACUACCUGCACCACCCACUACCAAUAUGUCCUUGGUCUCUGGAGGGAUGGGCCAAAGUGUGGGACAAUCUCCAAGCAACCUCAAUGACAACAUGGCACCAGGACUUCCCCCCACAUCAAUGAUGCAGAGUCAAAUGAGCAAUGGCCCGAGCCAUGCCCCCAUGCAGCAGUCUGGUCAGGCACUGUCGGCUAUUCCCUCCGCAUCCCUCAGCCUGCCAGCCAGCAGCUACGGCAGCUCAGCCUCAGCUUCCGGUUACAGCCACUCUGCGCCCUCUUCCCAGGGCAGCAUGAUCCAGGGUCCUGGGUCUGGUUAUGGCUCUUCUUCCUCUUCUCCCUCCACACCCUCAUCCUCCUCUCCCUCCUCCCGCAGCAACCUCAACAUGCAGUCUAACCAAGUCUCCAUGAUGCACCAACAGUCUGCCACUCCACACUACACCUCAGCCCAGGCUGGGGGCCAACACUAUCAGGGACAGCAGGCCAUGGGUAUGAUGUCUCAGAGACCAAUGGGAUCCUACCGUUCUUCCCAGCAAGGACCUGCACGGCAGUACAUGGGACAAGACAAGUUCUACGGAGAGCAGUAUGGACACACUCAGAGCUCCAGCGAGCCCAUAAACCGGCAAUAUUACCCCGAUGGUCAUGGGGAGUACUCGUAUCAACAGUCUUCCUAUGGGGAGCAAGGCUACGACAGAUCCUUUGAUGAAUCUUCACAGCAUUACUAUGAAGGAGCUAACUCUCAAUACAGUCAACAGCAGGCUCAGUAUCAGCAGGGCUCUGGUCAGCAGCAGGCGUACAGCCAGCAGCAGUACUCCUCUCAACAAGGCUACAGCGGACAGCCACAGGGAUACGGUUCUGGCCAAGGUGGAUCCUCCCAAUAUUCUCAGUAUCAGCAGGGUCAAAGCCAACAGUACAGCUCCUAUCGCUCCUCCCAAGGAGGCCCUGGAGCCCAGGCGCAGAGGCCCUAUACUUACGAACAGGGUCAGUAUGGAAAUUAUCAGCAAUAAAGGUUCCAGCUUGUUUUUCUGUUAAAAGAGAGUGAAAACAGGAACGGGUCUACAGGGACAUGCUUGCUCAGCUUGAUCAGGAGAUCUGGCUGCAUCAGAAUAAUUAUUGUCUCAUUAAUCAUCUUUCUAGCCAAGAAUACAUACUCAAGUCAAAUGUGAUGCUUGUGUCAUCUGUUUUGCUCCCUACAGUGGUCGUAGAAACAAAGUAGUCAAUUUUAACCUUUUAUAUGGAUCAAAUAGGGUACUAAAAGUAGCAGUAUGAAAUUUGACGAGCUGAGCCAAUUGACUUAAUACUUCUAUAGUUUUUCUGUCUAUGCCUUUCAUGUGUCUUUUAAUGUGUAUUGUAUUUUAAAGGCCUCUUUUUAUUUAUUUUUUUGGUGCACAAAGCAGGCUUGUGAGACUUAAGAUUUAAAAAAAUAAAAGAUUAGCCUUGAAGGAAUACAUCCUGAUGUUUAUACUAAAGACUAAUCAAGCUCUUGCUUUAAUUCCUAGUUGAGACGCUGUUAUAUCUGAUAAAGGAAAUUCAUUUUAUGAAGGUGAAAAUGUUGGUCCUUAAACCUGAAUUCAUCAGGGAGUUUGUCUGUGUUAGUCAAACUGUGAUGUGUUACUGUGUGGUCUAACAUUAUGUGUUUUCACUCUAUACUUAUGUCUUUCUGAGGUAAUAGACACAGUAGUUAGCCACCCGAUCCAGACUUAAAGGUGUGUAUCAGUAUCCAUGAUAGUCAUACAUCGUGGCAGUAGUUUUGGUAUUUAUUUCGGGUUGCAUUGCUCUAGACAGACUACAGUUAUUGUUUUGUAUUACGGAGUUAAGAGCUCUGUCACAAUACUGUGAUGCCAACCAUUCAUUAUUUUACAUUAAAACACAUUGCCACUUUGCCUGCACUUUAUUUUGCAGAUAAAGUGUAUGUUUUGUCAGCUAUUUUGUGUUGUUGUACAAUUCAGGCUGUUUUAAAUGAAUAAUCCUCAAAAAGCCAAAGUAACCCAGGAACAGAAUGGUAACGCAUCCUGCACCUCUACUUUAAAAAGUGCAAUACACUCAGACAGUCAUUCAUGUUGAGGUGGCUUUUUAUACUUUAAUUCAAUUUGCAUUAUAUUUUGACAGUCUUUGUUGUCAAAGGUUUGGAUUAUCUAAUGUUAUGUUGCAGGAUUCAGAUGUCAUAUUUACGAACAUUAUUUCUGUACUCAUGUGACUUGUGGACAGAUGUGAACUUCAUCACAAACACAAAACUUACUACUUAAACAUUAUUUUAUCUGUGAGCACUUUUAUUAACAUCUUUCGUAUAACAUGAACAAAAUAAUGUUAAAAACAAGACACAGGGUUUCAAAGGAUAAUUUAUAAUACGGUUGUUCGUUUAUUGAUUUGAUAAAGAUAUAUAACACCUCUGGUGAUUUCACUAAUCACCUUUUGUUACAGCUUGAGCAGUAAUGAGGAUCAUUAGUAUAUCUGUGAGGGUCCUGCUGUGCAGUAUAUUCUGUAGUAACUCAACUUAUCUCAGAUGGGUAAAAUAACAUAAUAGUUGUAGGGUUAAGGAAGAAUGGGGGAAACCUGGCUGUCAAACAGCUGAAUAAAGAUGUAGCUGCAACUCAACAGGGACAAUCACAGGCUUAUCUAUACUACAAUGAAUUUGUAUCAGUGUUUUUAAUUUUUCUGUGAACUGAACAUGUAUGGCAAGUCUUUUCUAGUUCAAUGUAAUGUGUACAUGUAUGCACUGAUGUGGUUGGAUGUGUGGUAUGCCUUUUGGUGUGUGUGUGUGUGUGUGUGUGUGUGUGUGUGUGUGUGUGUGUGUGUGUGUGUGUGUGUGUGUGUGUGUGUGUGUGUGUGUGUGUGUGUGUGUGUGUGUGUGAGUGAGAGGGACAGAGAGAAAAACAGUGAGCAAAGUUUGGUGUGCAUAAUCCAAGUAUGAAUGUUAUGUAUUUGUCUAUUGUAAGACUGCAUUGCCUGAUCUUUUCUGCUGUCUUUUGUUACUGUUUGUUAUAUAAAAAUAA
Eleginops maclovinus (Patagonian blennie) is the source of this 3467-nucleotide messenger RNA. RefSeq names its product calcium-responsive transactivator-like. The coding region runs from base 261 to 1481 and encodes 406 amino acids. Lineage: Eukaryota; Metazoa; Chordata; Actinopteri; Perciformes; Eleginopidae. The record is from RefSeq and is a predicted model, not a curated record. The transcript is spliced from 11 exons.